AUGAUUCUCGGCCGCCUUUCUGGCAGAGCACUCUUCUCAUUUUCAGGUACAGAUUCCUCUGCCUUCCUUCAAGGGCUUAUGACCAACGACAUAUUGCUCCUAGACAACGCCAAGAAAAGACUUAUAGCCUGUGUCUUUCUCGGAUCUGAUGGAAGGAUACAGGCAGAUGGCCUCGUGCAUAGGAGGGAGCAUGAGUAUAUGGUAGAGAUUGGAACGGGGAAUGUGGAGACCUUCACUACACUUUUGAAAAGGAGAAAGCUAGCAGCAAAGGUUGACUAUCGCCAAGAGCAAGACGGCGUCGUCUAUGGCUAUACGCCGAGGGAGAUUGUCAGGAGGGUUUCUCCGGCCACAUCGGAGACCCUUCACCCAACGGACGUAAACCUGCAUGUAACUCAAUGCACCGCUGACUUGCAUCUGUUGAACAGACAAUAUACAUUCAAUGGACUGAUGCAUGAGACACCAGACCUGACUAUGCCACAUAGACUCUAUCUUGCCCUUAAUGGAUUUGGUCUCACGCUGGUGAAGAAUCUGAGUUCUCUCAAAAUACUUCCCCAAGAUUUGGCUUUGCACAAAAUGGGGUUCAUCGCGAAAAACAAAGGAUGUUACGUGGGACAAGAGAUCAUGAAUCGCAUCAUGAACAAGACAUUGAUGCACAAGUACCGACUUCAUUUCAUCCUGCGUAGAGAUCAUGUAGAUGAGCCAUUGGACGGACAUAAAAACGAAGCAUUCUGUACAGAUAGUGCGUUUUACAGGACCCUUUCUCGCAACAUAGGAGGGCUCAAGGCUACAAGCAUUCUUCAUCGCGUGGUGAAUGAAGAAACCACUGAACAACAGAUAGUAACAACGGACUCCAAAUGCAUCCCUUUAGUGUACUAUUCCACUGGUUUCGGACUUGCAUUAGUGCCACAAAGAAACAUGUCGAAGGACACUGUUAUCAUUAAUGACUUGGAACACGUCUGUCUUUCAGUCCAGCCUUCGACGACUUACGCGCCGGAUUGCGCCUGA
This is a messenger RNA of Babesia bigemina, 1005 nucleotides long. RefSeq lists its product as hypothetical. Gene Ontology annotation, cellular component: mitochondrial matrix. The record is from RefSeq and is a predicted model, not a curated record. Bases 1 to 1005 code for a protein of 334 amino acids. Lineage: Eukaryota; Apicomplexa; Aconoidasida; Piroplasmida; Babesiidae. The transcript has a single exon.